Molecule: messenger RNA, 1647 nt
Organism: Ilex paraguariensis (yerba mate)
Lineage: Eukaryota; Viridiplantae; Streptophyta; Magnoliopsida; Aquifoliales; Aquifoliaceae
Source: the annotation of a GenBank genome assembly
CCCCCCCCCCCUCUUCUCUCUCUUUAACUCCUUCCCUCUACACUCUGUUCUUCAUCUUCAUCCUUCUGCUCUUCAAACCCUAAUCUCUCUCCACAAUUUCACCCUAAGUUUCAUUUAUUUUGAGCCUCAACACAUCUCUAAUUACCUACAUUUGAAAUUUUGAAGCUAUUUCAGGUUUUGCAAAACAAUGUCUGUGGCUACUCAGCUUCGGUCUCCGAUUCAACCAAGUUCCGAAACACGAGCAAUACUCGGACCGGCCGGGAACAGAGAUAGGGUUUCGGAAGAACAGAAACGGAAAAAGGAGGGUUUCAAGAAGCCCAAAAAAUUGGUUUCUGAGACUCCUCAAGCCGUGGUUCAGAAAAGUGUGUCGGUGGACAGUUUGUGUACUUCUUCAGACUCUUCUUGUAGUGGGUCUUCUGCGAAAAAUGUAAGAUCUAAGAGGAGAGUUAAAAACACGGAUCUGAAACCUGCUAAAAUUGUUCCUGAUGGAGUUGAAUCGGUGAAGAUAUCUCCAAUUGUACCUAUUGAGAUCAAGCGGUGUGAUUGGAUCACGGCAAAUUCUGACCCAUUGUAUACUACUUUCCACGAUGAAGAAUGGGGAGUUCCAGUUCAUGAUGAUAGGAAGCUAUUUGAGCUACUUGUUUUAUCACAAGCAUUGGCAGAACAUACCUGGCCAGCCAUUCUUACUAAGAGAGACACAUUCAGGAAGCUCUUUGACAAUUUCGAACCAUCAUCCAUUGCAAAGUUCACUGAAAAGAAGUUGCUGAUACUAGGAGGAAAUCACAACACAUUGCUAUCAGAACAAAAGUUUCGUGCAAUCGUGGAGAAUGCUAAUCAACUGCUUAAGGUCCAGCAGGAGUAUGGUUCCUUCAACAACUAUUGCUGGCACUUCUUAGAUCAUAAGCCAGUAAGGAAUGGCUUCCGCUAUGCACGUCACGUUCCAUCUAAAACACCAAAAUCAGAACUCAUCAGCAAGGAUUUGAUGCGGAGAGGCUUCUGCUGUGUUGGGCCUACUGUUGUGUAUUCAUUCAUGCAGGUGGCUGGGAUGGUUAAUGAUCAUAUCUUGAAUUGCUUCAGAUACAAUGACUGCAACAGUAAUGUCAAAAACGAUCUGAAACCCAAGUUUGGUGAGAUAGAAGUACCAGCUGAAGCUGUGGAAAGCAGACACCUAUCCCAUGACUGAAUUGCCUGAGCUUUUACUUAACCGCAACUAGGAAUGCAAAGAUAAAGCAAGACAGACGAUCAGCAGAGUUUCUGUAGAGUUUGUACUAUUUAGUCUAACCAACAUAACAAUUUUAGCACAAUGAAGAGCCCCUCCAUACAUCCAACUAUCGUGAGCAUGAUUUUAUGGUAAUAUGUAGUCUUGUGUGUUGGAACUACCUCCCAUGGUGUCCAUGAUCUUCUUUGGUUUUCUUUUUUUGUUUUGGGAAUUCAUGUCAAUGAUCUUUCGUCUAGAUCUUCAAUUAGGAGUUGUAUGAUGCCUAUAUAUUUUGAGCAUUUUGUAACCGAAUAAGACCUUUUGCACCCAAAUAUAGUGUGUUAAUUUGAAAUUUAAGUUUCGAAGGGCAUCUAAUUGCGACGAGUGCUCUUUAUCGCGAAAAAACCUAAUUUUAGUUUCGGAUAUGAAUCCUAUUUCAUUCAUGUUGC